Messenger RNA from Gongylonema pulchrum, 552 nucleotides. The record is from the annotation of a GenBank genome assembly. Lineage: Eukaryota; Metazoa; Nematoda; Chromadorea; Rhabditida; Gongylonematidae.
CUGCAAAUUUGUUGUAAAUUUCAGUGUGUUCCGUGUUCAUCAUUCAGUGUUCAGUAUCGUCGUUCAGUGUCUCAUGCCCCAUGUUCCGUGUUUGACGUCCAGAGUUCCACUGCAGCAGUGUGUUGCUGCACUCCGGUGAUCCGCAUUCUUCGUCUGCAGCGGCUGUCUCAGCAAUUGUCCGACUUGAUCCCGUCGCCCCGAAUACUCAACUGUAAACUUGUGUUGGUGUUGAUAAGAAAUAUGGCAAAACAUCUGAUUGCGACUUAUUUGGCUGUCGUCGGCUUCGCGGUGUCAUUGUUUGCAAUUGCAUUUAUUGAGGCACAACAAAGUUUUGAGGAUGUUGACUAUUAUCACUACGUUGCCUACGCACUUGUUGGACUUACCACAGUUCUGGUAAUCGUUACUUUUGUGGCCCUUGUCGGCAUAUGCAGGCAUAAAUUGGUGUCGGGCAAUGUUCAUCUGGAAAAAAUGCAAAGAAGAUGUCUGGUUUCCUUCGCUGUUUACAACAUCACUUUGGUAUUGCUCAAUCUACCAAUUUUCGGUAUCAUUUAA